Molecule: messenger RNA, 1788 nt
Organism: Trypanosoma rangeli
Lineage: Eukaryota; Euglenozoa; Kinetoplastea; Trypanosomatida; Trypanosomatidae
Product: intraflagellar transport protein-like protein
Exons: 1
Coding region: 1-1788 (595 amino acids)
Biological process (GO): cilium assembly; intraciliary transport involved in cilium assembly
Cellular component (GO): cilium; intraciliary transport particle B; centrosome
Molecular function (GO): beta-tubulin binding
Source: RefSeq, a predicted model, not a curated record
AUGCAGGGACGGUUUGGCAGCACCACCGCCUUUGGACAGACAAGUGGGCUGCGGCCAGGCUCAAGUCUGCGCCCGGGUUCACAGAUGCGCCCUGGCUCGCAGUUACGCGGGGCGCAGGUGGCCGGUGUGGGUGAGAGCCUGCAGCAGCCGGUGGCGGUCUCGGCGAAGGCACCAGUGACACUGGAAGGGAUGCGAGCCGCGACGCGGUCUGGUACGGCCGGGCCGGGGCGUCAGGUGGGGGACCGAAGCUACUACAUUGGACUGCUGCGGCCAAAGAUUACGGAGCUGACGACUGAGAUUCAGCAUCUGAACGAGCAGGAGAGCCUUAUUGAAAAGAACAGCUCCGUAUUGGCUCAGCUGCAUCAGCGCAACAAAAGCUUGACUGAUGAGGUUACAAAAUUGAAAGGGGUCCUUGCCGAUAUUAACUUGGCUGUGGAGAAGAGUACCUCGCAGGAUGCCAAUAGUGUGAAGGAACAGGCUACAAAACUUACAUAUUUGAAUGUUGACCGGCGCAAGCAGGUGGACCAACUUUUUCUAAAUGUGAAGGAGGUGGAGACACAAACGAAGAAGAAUGUGCAGAUUUUGGAAGAGGAGAUGCAGCAGCUGGAUCGUCGCAUUAUUGCAGAGAAUCAGGAUUAUAACCUUUACAACACCACCAGGAAUGAAGCUUAUGGUGUUUCAGACGCGGUGCUCGAUCUUCAGCACCAAGUGCGGACGUUGACGGCGAAGCAGGAGCUGCAUAUGGCACAAAUUGCGACAGACACGGACAAGCGGCGGGCCGCGGAGGUGCUGCGGGAGAUCCUACGCAAGCGGCAGCUAAGAGAGGAGCUCACGAAACAGUGUGCCCUCUCUGUAGAGGAGGAGCGGCAGUUACUCAUUAAGCAAGUGAAAACCGCCCGUGACGAUAUUGAGGUUCUGGAACGGCAAGUGAACGAAACACGCGAUGUCUUGGGGGAGUCUAAGAGCCGUUGUAAUUCCCUGGAUGAAGAGUUAAAAAACUACAGUGGCGAGAACCUUAAGGCGUUUCAGGAGUUGCAGGAAAAAGACCGUGAGCUGCAGUCCUUCAUGGAUUCCCUUCCUGAAAAACAGAAGGAGGAGUCCGACAAGAUUGCCAACGUGCAGGCAAACAUCUCGUUGCUGCUUGAACGCGUCUCUCAGGCGCUAGAGUUACGGAAGCAGAUACCAGCAGAAGGUGCCUCCCAUGCACUCCAUGCGCUAGAGAGUGAGGUGGACGUGAGGCGCAACCAGAUUGAGAAUGACCAGGUGACGCACCAGCGCCUUGAAAAGGAGUUGCUGGACCGCAAGGCGGAGCUUCAAAAAGUAGAAAAUCUUGACACCAAAAUCAAUGCGGAGCUGCAGGCACACGCGCGGAAGAUGGAAGAACAGUCGCAGGAGAUGGUCAAGUACAGCGAUCUGGAUGGACUGCGUCGCGACGUUGAAAAACGCCGUGAUUAUCUCGUGAAGGAGCGGACAUUUUUGACGAAACUUCGGGACUCCAGCAAGCAGCAGUUAAACGCCCUUAGCGCGUCAAACGAGGCACUGCAGAAGCGCCUUAACGAGGAAGCCGCCUUUCGCUCCAUAUCUGCGCUCGAGGGCCGUUUGCGGCAUUUGCGGCAAUCCAGCUUUUCGUUGGAGGAGUUUGUGCGCUUGAAGGGCAAGGAGAGUUAUUAUCUUGGCGUCAAGACGGACUGCCUGAUGCUUGUGGAGGAAAUCAAUUUGCUGCUGAAAGAAGGCGGUAGCAACCGCGGCGUCGGAGCACCCCCCGUUUUGCUUGUGAGUGACCAGUAA